This is a messenger RNA of Eurypyga helias (sunbittern), 2477 nucleotides long. It is a transcript of the gene SCAF4, whose product is annotated as SR-related CTD-associated factor 4. Bases 9 to 2477 code for a protein of 822 amino acids. The record is from RefSeq and is a predicted model, not a curated record. Gene Ontology annotation, cellular component: nucleus. Lineage: Eukaryota; Metazoa; Chordata; Aves; Eurypygiformes; Eurypygidae. Gene Ontology annotation, biological process: negative regulation of termination of RNA polymerase II transcription, poly(A)-coupled. The transcript has 20 exons. Gene Ontology annotation, molecular function: RNA binding; RNA polymerase II C-terminal domain phosphoserine binding.
UUUCACUGAUGGAGAUGAAACCUCCGAUUUCUCGAGCAAAAAUGAUUCUCAUCACAAAAGCUGCCAUUAAAGCUAUUAAGCUGUACAAGCAUGUUGUCCAGAUCGUAGAGAAGUUUAUCAAAAAGUGCAAACCGGAAUAUAAAGUCCCUGGAUUGUACGUUAUUGACUCUAUUGUUCGUCAGUCUCGUCACCAGUUUGGAACAGACAAAGAUGUUUUUGGGCCAAGAUUCUCUAAAAACAUUACUGCCACAUUCCAGUAUUUGUAUCUCUGUCCAUCUGAAGACAAGAGUAAAAUAGUCCGCGUCCUGAACCUUUGGCAGAAAAACGGAGUAUUUAAAAUUGAAAUAAUUCAGCCUCUUCUGGAUAUGGCAGCAGGAACUAGUGCCACUGCACCAGUGACAGAAAAUGCUACUAAUAAUGAAGGUUCGCCACCCCCUCCAACAAAGGUUCCUUCAGAGCCCCCUCAAGUUACUGCUAACUCAGUACCUACUGUGCCACAGUUGCCCAGUUCUGAUGCCUUUGCAGCUGUAGCUCAGCUGUUCCAAACAACGCAAGGACAACAGCUUCAGCAAAUCCUUCAGACUUUUCAACAGCCUCAAAAACCCCAGUCACCGGUCAUAGACAACACUGUGAUGGCUCAGGUUCAAGCUAUUACUGCUCAGUUGAAAACUACAGCAGCACAACCACCAGAACAAAAAGCUGCUUUCCCACCACCCGAGCAAAAAACAUCAUUUGACAAAAAGCUGCUGGAUCGGUUUGACUAUGAUGAUGAACCAGAAGCAGUGGAAGAGUCAAAGAAAGAAGAUUCAGCUCCUUCUCCUUCAGUUUCUCAGCCAGCUUUGACCCCUCUCUCAUUCAGUGCACAGGCUGGAUGGUGCUCGAUACCUGGUGGAUUUCCAGGAGAAGGUAUGCAACAGCCAGUGUUUCCCCAACUCCCAAAUAUGGAUCCUUUUCAGCAGCGAAUGAUGGGAAUACAACAGGAUCCAAUGCGUCACCAGGUUCCGCUUCCUCCUAAUGGGCAAAUGCCAGGUUUUGGUCUCCUGCCUACUCCACAGUUUCCACCCAUGGCUCAGCCUGUAAUUCCGCCAGCAGCACCUGUGCAGCAAACUUUUCAGUCUCCUUUUCCAGUACAGAGUGAAUCACACAUGCAAAAACCACAUCAGCAGGAUAUGGAAGUAGAACAGCCACCUGUUCAAGAGGGAAAACGGCAUGCUUCUGACAACAGAAAGUCAAGAUCCAGGUCUGCAUCAAGGUCACCUAAAAGGAGACGUUCAAGAUCUGGCUCCCGAUCUCGAAGAUCACGUCAUCGUCGAUCUCGGUCGCGGUCCAGGGAUAGACGCCGACACUCUCCAAAGUCUCGGUCACAAGAAAGACGUGAACGUGAGAGGGAGAGAGAACGCAGGUCAAAAGGCCUUCCCCAGAUCAAGUCAGAAACUGUUAGUGUUUGUAGUACUACGCUUUGGGUAGGACAGCUUGACAAAAGGACAACUCAACAGGAUGUUGGAAGUCUUUUGGAGGAGUUUGGCCCGAUUGAAUCAAUAAACAUGAUACCGCCUAGAGGAUGUGCCUAUAUUGUGAUGGUUCACAGACAAGAUGCUUACCGUGCCCUACAAAAACUGAGCCGAGGAAACUUCAAAGUCAAUCAGAAGUCUAUAAAGAUUGCAUGGGCUUUGAAUAAAGGAAUAAAGCCAGAUUACAAGCAGUAUUGGGAUGUAGAAUUAGGUGUUACUUACAUACCAUGGGACAAAGUGAAACCUGAAGAUCUUGAAAGCUUCUGUGAAGGAGGAAUGUUGGACAACGAAACUCUUAGUCCAGAGUGGAAGGGGAUUCCCAAGAAGUCUGAAAAUGAAGUAGCUCAGAAUGGAGGUGCAGAAGCUACACAUAAUGAACCAGUGUCACCUAUACCUAAAGCUUUACCUGUUCCAAUUCCCGUUCCCAUGCCUGCACCAAUAACAGUACCUCCUCCACAGGUUCCACCACAUCCAUCAGGUCCUCCUGUGGUUGGUGCACUCCAACCACCUGCUUUCACAGCACCUUUAGGAAUCCCACCUCCUGGAUUUGCUCCUGGAGUGCCACCACCGCCACCGCCUCCAUUUUUACGACCUGGUUUCAACCCAAUGCAUUUACCCCCAGGCUUUCUUCCUCCUGGGCCACCACCACCUAUAACUCCUCCGGUAUCUGUUCCUCACACUCCAGCAGUAAACAUCCCAAAUUCUACAGCAACUGGUGUGAAUGAAGACACUACAAAAGAUUCAUCUGUAGGAAAUCCCAUCCCAACAGUGGUUUCUGGAUCCAGAGGGACUGCUGAAUCUACCGAUAGUUCCAAAAUAUAUGGGACUGUUCCACCUCCUGUAGCACCUACUAAUGUACCUGCUCCUGUCACCCAAGCGAUUCCGCUUCUUGUGGAGGCAGAUAAAGUCGUCCACGUGCUCGGGGUGGCUUCUUUCAACGUUCAGCAUUAUCAACCAGGGGGAUAG